CCGAACCGAAUGUUGCACUGACAACUUAACUUAAUCAUAUCGUAGUUGUUGGGCUUAUUCGGACAUACAUCAAAAACCCCUCUUGCGCAGAUAUGAAAACAAUAUUCAGUCUUAGUACUCUGCUUGCUUGUAUUUCAACUGUUUUUUGCUUGAGAAACGAUCCUUCGAUCCUAGUUAUCGGAGCUGGACCAGCGGGCAUUGCUGCCGCUACUAGAUUACUGGAGAGAGGUUUCAAAAAUGUAACAGUUUUAGAAGCAGAAUCCAGGAUCGGUGGAAGAAUACUCAGUGUGAAAUUUGGGGACGCCUUUGUGGAUUUGGGCGCUCAGUGGUGUCAUGGAGAGGAAGACAAUGUCGUAUACGACCUUGUGAAGGACUUCAACAUUUUAAGGCACUCUACGUUGUCGAAAAAGUUCUAUCACUCUUCGGGAAAGGUAAUAGAUGAAGGGUUCUCUGAGGAAAUCUUCAAUAUCAUGGACGAGGUGUACACAGCAGAUGGAAAUCGUCAUGUGCCUGAUUAUCUCACUGUAGGGGACUAUUGUAAACAAAACUUUAAUGAAACAUUACACCAGAAGUACGGCCAUGAUAGGGAAAAACUCGGACUGGCUUUAUCAACAAUGGACUAUUUUCAACAUAAAGUUUUGGGUUUCGAAGGUUCAUUCUCUUGGUACGAACCUGCAGCCAAAAAUGACUACAGAGAUUGUGGAGGUGACCUUCAACUCAACUGGAACGGAUUGGGGUACAAAACCAUUUUAGAAGUAUUAAUGAGGAAAUACCCAAAUAAAAUAAGACAGCUGCCAAUUGACACUAAGAUCAUCCUCAAUAAUGAAGUAAGGAAAAUCCGGUGGAAUGAAAACCUUCUGAAGAAUGCUGUGACGGUUUCGUGCUCUGAUGGUACCGAAUACACUGUUGAUCACGUCAUUUUCACUCCUUCCAUUGGCGUGUUGAAGGAAAGAGCUUAUACUAUGUUUGAACCUAGACUAUCAGACAUCAAACACCAAGUUAUUGGAAAUAUUGGUUUUGGGUCUGUAAUGAAAGUUGCCUUGCAUUUCCCAAAGCGUUGGUGGGGGGAUGAAAAUGGGUUCAACUUUUUUUGGAGUUCGGAAGAUAAGUGGUCAGUACUUAGAGAUCUUCCUGAGGACCCAAAUUGGAUUGGAACAUCUUGGGUGACAUACUUAUACGCAAUCGAAACGACUGAGAAGAAUCCAAAGGUUCUCAUAGCGUGGUUCACGGGAAAUUUUGUUCCAGUUAUUGAGCAACUGUCAGACAGGGUUCUGAUUAAUGGAAUCUAUUACGUGCUGAAGAAGUUCCUGAGUCAAGAGUAUGAAAUAAACAAACCUGACAGGAUAAAUCGAUCUCAGUGGUAUUCCAAUCCUCAUUUCAGAGGAGUUUAUUCUUUCCAAACGGUGAAAUGCAAGAGAGGCAAUGGGGUUACUUCGGAAACUAUUUUGGCAACGCCACUGACUAAUGUGGAAAAUCGACCUAUUGUUCAAUUUGCUGGGGAAGCAACUCAUCCCUAUUACUUCUCAACAGUCCACGGCGCCAUAGAAACUGGCUUCAGAGAAGCAGAUGUACUAAUAGGAUUAUACUCUAAAAAUGCGUAAAUUUUUAUACGCAUUUAUCAAUAGAUAUUUUACAUACACUGCCAGCUCUAGCUUAUUUACGGCGAUAUAUUUUUUAGGUAAAUUGAAUUGAAAUCAUUAGAAGUAUUUUUUAUCAGCAAUAUUUAUGGCAGAAGUGCAAUGAUACACAUAACACUGCUCUAACAAAAAUAUGUUGUAAAUUAUUUUGGAAAACUUUUUAAACUAAUCCAUGAUUUUUGCCAUAAAUGUAAGCAUCUUUUAUUUUACCAAAUAAAAGUACCUAUAUACAAUAAUACACAAUUUAUAAACAUCAUUUUGUAAAAAAAUGGAAUUAAAGAAUUUUUUUCUUUUCA
Molecule: messenger RNA, 1933 nt
Organism: Anoplophora glabripennis (Asian longhorned beetle)
Lineage: Eukaryota; Metazoa; Arthropoda; Insecta; Coleoptera; Cerambycidae
Product: spermine oxidase
Exons: 4
Coding region: 93-1601 (502 amino acids)
Molecular function (GO): polyamine oxidase activity
Source: RefSeq, a predicted model, not a curated record